Ordospora colligata OC4 is the source of this 2343-nucleotide messenger RNA. RefSeq names its product AAA+ ATPase. Gene Ontology annotation, molecular function: polyubiquitin modification-dependent protein binding; ATP binding; ATP hydrolysis activity. The record is from RefSeq and is a predicted model, not a curated record. Gene Ontology annotation, cellular component: cytosol; VCP-NPL4-UFD1 AAA ATPase complex; nucleus. The transcript has a single exon. Gene Ontology annotation, biological process: mitotic spindle disassembly; autophagosome maturation; retrograde protein transport, ER to cytosol. Bases 1 to 2343 code for a protein of 780 amino acids. Lineage: Eukaryota; Fungi; Microsporidia; Ordosporidae.
AUGGCAGCAGCAUUUGACGAGAAGGAUCUUUCUACAGCUAUUCUUGAAUCGAAGACGAAGAAUACACUGAUAGUUUGUGACAAGGGCUGCGAGAACCUUAGAACAUACCAGGUAGCGUUGAAUCCAGCAACACUUAAUGAGCUGGAGCUUUUUGAGUCUGAUUAUGUCAGGGUGUUAGGGAAGAAGAAGGCGGAAUUGAUAUUCAGUACAGUAGCUCUUGAAUGUGUGCCACCAAGACAUAUUGCAGUAGUGCGCGACGGUAGGUUCAAUUUACGAGUGAGGAUAACAGACACUGUAAAGUUGUACAGGGUUGAUAAAGACAUACCUGUGGUGAGCAAACUAAACUUUCUUCCGAUCAGGGACUCGGCGGAAACAAUUGGAGGAAACAUAUUUGAUGAGUUUGUGAAGCCUUUUCUCGAUUUUAACUUUAUGCCUCUUACGAUAGGGUCGAUAUAUGGAAUCAGCUCAGGGAUAGGAAGAGUGGAAUUUAAGGUAACAAAGAUGAUUGAUGCACAGGACAUGGACAUUAAACACGGAUCUGUGACUUCUAUGACGUCUGUAUACUGCGAUGAGAUGAUAUCGAGGGAUGAUGUUGAAAAAGAGUUUAACAUGGUUGGAUACGAUGAUGUUGGAGGAUGCAGGGCACAAAUGGCAAAGAUACGGGAGCUAGUUGAGCUUCCAUUAAGACAUUCGCAGCUAUAUUCGAGGAUAGGAGUCAAACCUCCAAAGGGAAUCUUAUUAUAUGGACCUCCAGGAACAGGAAAGACGUUGAUAGCAAGAGCGAUUGCAAAUGAGACAGGAGCGUUUCUGUUCUUAAUCAAUGGGCCUGAGAUUAUGUCAAAGAUGGCGGGAGAGAGUGAAUCGAAUCUGAGGAAGGCAUUUGAAGAAGCUGAGAAGAACUCACCAGCAAUUAUUUUUAUUGAUGAGAUUGAUGCGCUUGCACCGAAAAGAGAAAAAUCACAAGGAGAAGUAGAGAAAAGAGUUGUGAGUCAAUUAUUGACAUUGAUGGACGGGAUGAAGUCCCGUAGUAAUGUGAUUGUACUUGGAGCAACAAACAGGCCGAACUCGAUUGAUUCAGCGCUGAGAAGAUAUGGAAGGUUUGACAGAGAAAUUGAGAUUGGAGUACCUGACGAGACAGGAAGACUGGAGAUACUGAGGAUCCAUACGAAGAACAUGAAGAUGGACGAGUCUGUUGAUCUUGUGGAGAUUAACAAAGAGCUACAUGGAUUUAGUGGAAGUGACCUUGCAUCGUUGUGUAGCGAAGCAGCACUACAACAGAUACGAGAAAAACUUCCGCAGAUUGACCUUGAUAGUGAAAAGAUUGAUGCAUCGAUUCUUGCAUCACUGAGGGUAACGAACGACAAUUUCAAGUAUGCAAUUGAGCAUACAGAUCCAAGCUCAUUGCGAGAGACUGUUAUACAGUCACCUAAUGUGAAGUGGACGGAUAUUGGAGGACUUGAGAUGGUGAAGCGGGAAUUGAGAGAGACUGUUCAGUAUCCUGUUGAAUAUCCAGAGAAGUUUAUUAAGUUUGGGAUGACGCCUGCAAAGGGAGUGCUGUUCUAUGGGCCACCUGGAUGUGGAAAGACGCUUCUUGCGAAGGCUGUUGCAACUGAAUGCAAGGCAAACUUUAUUUCAAUCAAGGGACCUGAGCUUCUUUCGAUGUGGGUUGGGGAGUCUGAGUCGAACAUUCGAGAUCUUUUUGCAAGGGCAAGAGGAGCGGCGCCAUGCGUUCUGUUUUUUGACGAGAUAGACUCAAUUGCAAAGGCAAGGACCGGAAAUGAUGGAAGUAGCGGAGUUACUGACAGGAUGUUGAACCAGCUAUUAUCUGAGAUGGAUGGAAUCAAUCAGAAGAAGAAUGUGUUUGUAAUAGGUGCAACAAACAGACCUGAUCAAUUGGAUAGUGCAUUAACAAGGCCUGGAAGACUUGACCAACUUGUGUAUAUUCCACUACCUGAUCUUGAUAGCAGGCUGUCUAUUCUGAAAGCUACGCUGAGGAAGACACCGCUGUCACAAGAGAUCGACCUAAGGCAGCUUGCAGAAGCCACUGAUAAGUUUUCAGGAGCAGAUCUUUCUGAGAUUUGCCAACGGGCAUGUAAGUUGGCAAUCAGAGAGACAAUUGAGUAUGAGCUUGAGCAGAAAAGAAAGGGAUCUGAGAUGAUGGAAGUUGAAGAUCCUGUACCUUACCUGAGGCCUGACCAUCUUGUGCAGGCAAUGAAGACAGCAAGACGCAGUGUAUCUGAGAAGGAGAUUGAAAGAUAUGAGGCGUUUGCAAGGUCCAUGAAGGUUGAUAUAAGGAAGUUUGAGAAGAAGAAAGAGUUGGACGAUGACGGGCUUUAUGAAUAA